This is a messenger RNA of Misgurnus anguillicaudatus (oriental weatherfish), 2866 nucleotides long. The record is from RefSeq and is a predicted model, not a curated record. Lineage: Eukaryota; Metazoa; Chordata; Actinopteri; Cypriniformes; Cobitidae.
GUUACAAUCAGAUAAACUUGUUUCAUAAAUAACGUUUACAAUCAGAUAAACUUGUUUCAUUAAGUUGGUUCUCAGUAAAAUUUUUGAACAAUGUUAGUAGAAGUGGCAUUUAAGUGAUGUUUUAUAUGAGUAAGAAUAAGGUUAUGAAGUAUGUUAAAUAAAAUCCUGCCUUGUGUGCCAUUGUUCUCUGUGGUGUAAUGCUCUACUUAAUAACUGAUUGAUGUAUGCUCUGUACAUUUAUGAAAAUUGACAUUUGGGUCUGUGAGUACAGUGUUUCUAAGCAAAUUGAAAUGUGUUUUAAGCAAAUUAAAGUGGAAUGUAUGAAAUGACCCCGGCCUCUUUUAAAUGAUAGUUCAACACACGUCCCUGUUUCUCGUUCUUAAAUCAUGCUUCUGAAUCGCAUUUACACUUUUCUUGUGUCCUUUACUAAUUGUUUCUUCUUCAAAGGGUCUUGCUCAUCGUUUGAGUUCUGCUUGGAUGGAGAUUACCUAUUGGGUGGACUAUUUCCAGUACAUGAUGCUGAACAUGAAACAUCCUUUUUUUCCCUGGAACCCAUUGAAUGUUUUCGGCACAGUUUUACAAAAUCAGGCUAUCAGAUGUUUCAAGUAAUGAGGUUUGCUGUUGAGGAGAUUAAUAACUCCACUACCCUGCUGCCCAAUGUCUCUCUGGGUUAUGAAGUUUUUGAUCAUUGUUCUGACACUAAGAAUUUCCCUUCAGUCUUCAGUUUUAUCUCACAGAACGGAUCAAUAAAUCCUCAAGAAAAACUCAACAGUCAUCAGCCUAAAAUCAUUGCUUUAACAGGACCAUAUGGAAGCACAAGAACUAUUACUAUUGCACCACUGAUUACAAUGGACCUUAUACCACUGGUCAACUAUGGAGCUUCUAGUUAUGCACUGAGUAAUAAACUUCAGUAUCCAUCUUUUAUCAGAACAAUCCCUAGCAACAAAGACUUGAUACAGAUGAUUAUUCAAAUCAUCAAGUGGUUUGGAUGGAACUGGGUUGCUUUUCUUGGAGGCCCAGACAAUUACAGUGAAGAUGGCCUAUAUCUGUUUAACAAAUAUAUCCACAAUACUAGCAUUUGUUUGGCUUAUCAUAAGGUUCUCAGUCAAAGUGCAAACUACAGUCUAACUCUUAAAAAGAUUGAUAAGCUCAACAUCAAUGUCAUUGUGGUUUUCGCUGUGCCACAAUAUGCAAAAAAUAUAAUCAAAGCAGCCAUAACAAAUAACAUCCGAGACAAAGUUUGGAUUGCAAGUGAAACAUGGUCCAUGAAUCAGCAGCUUCCAAAAGAGCCAGGAAUUGAGAAAAUUGGAACAAUUAUUGGCAUUACAGAGAGAUUUUUGUCAUUGCCAGGAUUUAAUGACUUCAUUUAUAAAACCAAAGAAACAACUGAGGUUUAUUCUAAUGAUAACACUGAGAGUGAAAUCCACACAAAGACAUGUAAUCAAGAUUGUGACAACUGCUCAUUGGUGACUGCAGAGGAAAUUAUAAAUGAAGAUCCCACAUUCUCUUUUGCCAUCUACGCUGCCAUAUACACCAUAGCUCAUGCAUUACAUAAAGUUCUGCACUGCAACAUGAACCAAUGCAACAAAAAUACAACAGUUAAGCCAUACAUGGUGAGUCAAAUAUUAAUCUUGGUCAAAUGGAGCACAGUGGUUUAGUGGGUGGCAAUUUUGUCUCAACAUGAAGGGUCCUUGUUUGAGUCCCAGCUGCCCAGUUUCUUCCAAGUACUCUUGAGUUACUCCACAGCCCAAAGACAUGUUGUUGAAUUGAACCAAAAAAUGCUAAAUUGCAUUUAUGUUAGCAAUUUCCAGGGUAUAUGAUAGGCUUCAGCACACCCUGUGAACCCACAUUCAGUUAUGACAGUAAAAAAGUAAAAGAAAAAUUUAUUAUUGCUAAUAUUUAGCAAUUUAUUAUUAUUUAGUUAAUAAUAAAAACAGGAUUUUUUUAGUAAUUUAGUAAUGAAAAUAGUAUCUAAAAUAUAUACUAUUACAUUUUUUUUUAUUCGCUUUGGUACUAUUUUCACAAGUAAGGUGUACAUUUUCAAAACUCUUAGUACAAAAAUCCAAACUGAUCACACUUGUAACGCAGCUAGUCAUUCUUUCAAAACAUGAUGUAAUGCUUUCAGUAAGUUGCACAUGUUUUCAGUCCACAUAAUCAUUGUUUCAAAUACAAGAUUAUUGUAAUAUGUAAUGAGAACAUUUGGUUUAAUCACCGAAACACAACGGUAUGAUAUUCUUUCAGUUUAGUACUUUUAACAAUCAGUUCAUCCAACAGCAAACAAUGCAAGAUACAUGUUUCAAAUCAGCCUUAAAAGUGCUGAAAUUAAUAUGCUACAAUACUAUAAAAUACAUAUUACACAGUUUCACAUUAGGCAAUACACUUACAUUACUUACAUAAUCUAUAAUUACCAAAAUAUCCAUCCUAUGUGUAAUCAAGUGAAGGAUCAAUGAAGACAUCCUCUACAAUCAUUUGAGCAAAUUACAGUAGUUUUUAUUUUUCAGAUAUAAUUGUAACAUAGCUAUACUUUCUAUAAUGUAACUGAAUGAAAACAUAAAAUGUAGUGCACACAUUACAUUACAUUACAGUAAUUUGGAUCAAGCCUGUCUUGAGCAUUUGGCCGUAGAUUUUCGUCCACCUCUUUGACCUCUCUGUGGGUGCCCAUGCCCACCUCUCUGAUGGAUCCCUUGUCCACAAGUUCUUCUUAUUCCUUGCUAUCUGUCCUGCUCCAUGUUGAAAUAAAUUGCCAGUGUUUCACCCCCACUUUUACAGUAUAUCUACUGUAAUGACCAACUGUGGUUACCACUAUGUAAAAUCAAUUAGCAAUACAGAGUAUUUUACAGUAUCAUGUGUGGUUACACAUAAUUUA